AUGGAAGCCCCGCUGGAAGAAGACGUGGCUACUGCCGGUGCCUCAGCGGGGACUGAAGAGCAGGACUUGAAAGCGUCUGAAGAAGCAAUCGCAUUCAUGUCCAGCAUCGUCUUUUCACUUCCCUCAGAGCUGCAGAAGUGCCUGUUUGCAGACUCUCUGGUGACUGUGUCAGAGGGAGGCAGAGAUCUGGGCAAGUUCAGUGUUCGGGUGGAGUUUGGCCGCAGAGUCCAGCAGCUCUGUCUGCUGCUGCACGCUCAGAGCCACGGAGCCAUUGAUGACUCCCCCUGUGGGACAACAGUGACAGCCUACCUGACUCCUGACCUGGAGGUGCUGGAGGAGGAUUUCCACGAGUAUGUCAAGCUCGACGGCCACAGUUUGGACAAGAGGUGCCACAUGGUGCAGCGCGACGGGCAGAUGGUGAUUGAUAAAAUUACAACUAUGGGAGAGGAGGUGACGAAGGAGAGCGUUUCUUAUCCCAUGUCUGCUCUAAGGGGGCUGGUAACUGAGGGCUCCAACUUGCUGCUGAUGCGUCUCAUGGCUCUGAAGAAGAAGGUGCCAGAACACAUGACGUUCGUCUCCUUGGACCAACGACUGCGCUUAAUCCACACCACCUUUAGUGAGCUGGGUCUGAAGCAGCUGGAGGUUGGAGGUGAGAUCCUGGAGGUGUUUGGGGUGGAGAGGAUUGUUAAUUCUGAGGAGGACAGUCCAACAUCUUGGCACUGCUACUUCCUGGAUGACGGGCACUUGGCCAGCAGAGUGCAGGUGGGCUCACCAGUCAUCAUGAGGCUUCUGGAGCUGCCAUCAAAGACAGAAAAAGCUUUUGAGAAGAUCCCCCUGGCGUGGGAAGAAGACAUGCAGAUGCGUUCAGAGUUCCUGGACAGAAAGGAUGAGCUGAAAGCGGGCCACGCCUCAUAUCUGAGACAGCACCCAGAGAUCAGGGCCCUCGUAUCUGACUUCCUGCAGUUCUUGCUGCUGAGAAAACCCGAUGAUGUCCAUCAGUUUGCCAGAGAAUACUUCCUGCCCUUUGCGUCUCGCCCUCCUCCAGAAGCAGACCCGAAAGCCGAGUGACGGCACACUCAAGGGCACAUCUCACAUGCUACAAAACUCAGUCUUUUUCCGUAGUUCACUCCCAACACAACUCACACUGAUGUUCAGAAAUCACAUGUUUUUUUUCUUUCUUUUGAGUGAUAGAUGAUGAGUGUUGAAAAUGUAAGCGAUGUGGAAAGGAUGGAGCAGUAGCUUUCAAACCAGUGGCUGUGCGGUCUUUUCAGAGAACAUUUGGGAUCUGAAUAAAGU
This is a messenger RNA of Stegastes partitus (bicolor damselfish), 1296 nucleotides long. RefSeq names its product ciliogenesis associated TTC17 interacting protein (gene catip). The coding region runs from base 1 to 1068 and encodes 355 amino acids. The transcript has 9 exons. Lineage: Eukaryota; Metazoa; Chordata; Actinopteri; Pomacentridae. The record is from RefSeq and is a predicted model, not a curated record. Gene Ontology annotation, biological process: cilium organization; actin filament polymerization.